Molecule: messenger RNA, 819 nt
Organism: Amorphotheca resinae ATCC 22711
Lineage: Eukaryota; Fungi; Ascomycota; Leotiomycetes; Helotiales; Amorphothecaceae
Exons: 2
Coding region: 1-819 (272 amino acids)
Biological process (GO): protein transport to vacuole involved in ubiquitin-dependent protein catabolic process via the multivesicular body sorting pathway; protein targeting to vacuole
Cellular component (GO): ESCRT-0 complex
Molecular function (GO): ubiquitin binding; phosphatidylinositol-3-phosphate binding; metal ion binding
Source: RefSeq, a predicted model, not a curated record
AUGCCUGUGCAACAGUAUACUGCGUCUCCAUCGCAGUAUGCCCUUUACAAUCCCCAGUCGCGGCAGAUUUCACCUACCAGUUCUGCAACAGCAACGCCCAGCAAUUCCUCACCGACAUCUCCUCGAACCGGUGCUCCGGCACUCCUCCCUUCACAUACUCGACAACUCCGACCGCCGAAAUCUCCUCUCUAUAUCCCGGCAGUGUUGCGGCCCACGGACCCUCCGAAACGAGCGGCAAAGUCACCCCUAACACCGCCAGCGAGCAUACAUAAUAGCAUUGACUCGUUAGAGAAUGCGCGGACACACAGCAGACGAUUGACGGGAGAUAGCGGAAAAUUUGAUCUGGGCUCGAUAACGGAGACGGAAUAUAGCACCGAGGGUCUUGGAAAGGUCACGGCGCUGCCGACAAGAGAACACUGGAAGCCCGAUUCGGAAUCGUCCGUUUGCGACGAACCAACUUGCACAAGACACUUCACCUACUUCACACGGCGGCAUCAUUGUCGACGGUGCGGUAACAUCUUCUGUGACCUGCAUUCCCUCUACAACAUCCCCCUCGAUCAAGAUGCAAAUUAUCACCCUCAGGGCACACGAAGCCGCGCCUGUGAACACUGCUGGUUUGAAUACUGUUCAUGGCAAGUUGCCAGGCACACCCGUUCGAAUAGCGACAGUUCCCACGACGAGCCAAGAACACCCACAACGCCCAUCGUCAGCUGCAAUGGGCGAUCGGCAAUGGGCAGUGUCUUCGGGCAGAAGGAACCAGGUGCGCCUGCAAGUCUUGGUGCAAGCGUGCCUCGAGAUUGGAACUGGAGCACUUUCUAA